UAUUCUUACAUUUGUCCUUGUACUUAUCAGAAACCCAACACCAUUUUAGAGAAAGAUACAAAAACUAACCACACGAACACACUGACUCAAUAAUCCAGCCAUGAAAUCUUUAUUACUAAAUCCAAAACCCAUUAAUUCAAUUAUUUUUCCAUCAAAAACUCAAAAUUCACCACGCUUUAAUCCUCAUCCAUUCCCUAACCUCCAUAUCCAAUCUCGCCACAGGUGGAUUCGCCGAAGAAACCUUUCAACGGCGGUGAAGGCGGUGUUGGAUUCAGCAACCGUCGAGCAAUUCGGAAUUCCGGAAUUCGACUUUCGGAAUCCUUCGUUGUCGUCUUCGUAUCGGAGUUCGAAAUUGACUAGGCCGAAUCAAACUGUGUUGGAUGCUCAAACCAGGGUUUGUACUGGUCCAACGCAAACCAAACCGCUUGAUGAAGAACAAGCCUUCAAGGUGUUUGAUACAAUUCUUAGAUCAGCUAGGGGAGAAAUUAAGGAUGAGGAAGAAGUUUCCAAAGCACAAAUGGGAGCAUUUUUUGCAGCGAUGACGAUUCGUGCGAAUGCCUUUCCAGAGGCAACACAAUGGAGUGAAGGGGAAAUGCGUGCAAUGAAGACGUUCUGGCCACUUCUAGUUAGAGUGCUUCCACCUGACAUAGUGUUUAUAGCUGACCCUGAAGGAUUGAUGAUGGGUUUGGGAAGUUCGAUUGGACCGCAGUUUGUUGGCAAUGGCACUAGCGAAAUGAGAUUGGUUGGUGCUCUUAGGGAGGUGUUGGCUGGUGGCCAUCUAGGAUUUGAGGAAGUCCAAGGUGUGUUGAAGGAAGUUCUUCCCUUCCAAGAAGAGGGUGAAAAGCCUCAUGGAGCAAGUGAGGCUUUGCUUGCGGCAUUUUUAAUUGGUCAGCGCAUGAAUCGGGAAACUGAUCGCGAGUUAAAAGCAUAUUGCCUCGCAUUUGAUGAGGAAUUUGGCCCCCCUCCUAUUGCCGAUGUCAAAUCGCUGACCCAUUACGGUGAACCAUAUGAUGGAAAUACUCGCUUCUUCAGGAGUACAUUAUUUGUUGCUGCAGUUAGAUCUUGCUAUGGAGAGUCUUGCUUGCUUCAUGGUGUAGAUUGGAUGCCACCUAAGGGAGGUAUAACUGAAGAGCAGAUGUUGAAGUUUAUGGGGGCAAAUAUAAGCUUAUCCCCAUUCAACGCCAAGAAACUUCUUGAGGAUGAAGAAGUUGGUUUUGCUUAUGUAAGUCAGCGUGAAGCUCGCCCGUCUCUAUACUCUUUAAUUGGGAUAAGGGAGCAUAUAAAGAAGCGCCCUCCACUUGCAACAACUGAAAAGGUUCAGCAAUAUGUAAAGGCAAGUGGUAAGGAAGCUAUUGUUACUGGAUUUUAUCAUGGAGGUUACGAAGAGUCAUUGUUAAUGCUCAUGAAAAGAAGGGGUGUACAUUCUGGUUUGGUAGUGAAGGGAGAGGAAGGAGCCCUCUCGAUGACUACAAGAUUGCGAUCAAGCAUGACAAAGGGAAUUCCGGUGAAUUACUGUUCAGGGUUUCGUUCACUUGAUAUUUCAUCCACAUCUGAACCUGGCGGAGUUACGCGUCAAGGAUUUAGUCUUGAGGUCAAUGCCAAGGAUUAUGGUUUCCAACCCACAGACACACCAAGAACUGAUAGAUCCGUCUCUAGGAACAUUGAAUUGGGUUUAGCAGCUCUAAGUGGAGAAAAAGGACCAGCAUAUGAUCGGAUUGUCUUGAAUGCUGGAAUGGUGGAUCACUUACUUGGUGCUGAAGGUGCAGAAGAUAUAUCCACAGCCCUGGAUAGAGCUAGAGAUGCCAUUGACAGUGGUAAUGCACUGAAACGGCUUUUAAACUAUAUCAAGCUCUCCCACAAAGUUAGUUGAAAUAGUUCCAGACAAGUAUUGCAAAUAACAUUUUACGGACAGUGUGCGUGCCACGUGAGGGAUUAAAAGGAAGAGAAAUCCUCAGAUAAUGAGAAAAUUUUGGAGAGAGCAGAAUUGAUUCAUUUUAUCAAUCAAUUUUAAGGUUUUGGUGGUUCAAUUUUUUUUGGUUUGAGGUUUUGGUUACACCUUUGUAUAACAUUUUACAAUAUGCAUUUUAAGUAAACUUCUGAUUUUCAGUAUUUGAAAUUUGUGCAUUUUGUUUAGAAGUGGAACUUUAGCAAAGUUCUCCAAAUUGUUAAUUAGAAAAUCUGAACCUGUAAACACCAUCUGAACCUGUAAUCACCAACUUAUGGAUCAUAUUUAUUGUAUUUGAUAAUAUGGUGCAAUUGACCUAUUUAUAAGAGUACAUUAUUGAGGAAA
Messenger RNA from Medicago truncatula (barrel medic), 2290 nucleotides. RefSeq names its product anthranilate phosphoribosyltransferase. The transcript has 10 exons. Gene Ontology annotation, cellular component: cytosol. Bases 101 to 1870 code for a protein of 589 amino acids. Gene Ontology annotation, biological process: GMP biosynthetic process. The record is from RefSeq and is a predicted model, not a curated record. NCBI's taxonomy places the organism in Eukaryota, Viridiplantae, Streptophyta, Magnoliopsida, Fabales, Fabaceae. Gene Ontology annotation, molecular function: GMP synthase activity.